ACUACCUUGGCGUUACAAGCGCCGUGCUCUACCAGCUGAGCUACAGAGGACCACAUAUAGCAAAUAUUACGGUAUCGGUGAGGAUGCACUGGCCACCGUGGAGAGCGUGGACCGUGUUGUCACGGUUGAGGAGGAUAAUGAGCCCACCCUGGACCAGGAGGACCCAGUCCUUGUUCAGUAUGUGGUUGAGGAGGUUGGGCACCGGCCCUGUCUGGCUUUAAUCCCUUGGUCUGGACCUCUGUGGGUUCCCAGCUCUCCAACAUAUUACCUUACCCAUGCUGGGAGGAUGCUGGUGAGAGAGCUGGCAGUGUUAAACACGCAGAUAUUCACAGUGGAGCAGCCCAUUUUCAUCUGUUUCACUCCUGCUAGGAGGAUGGUAUGGAAGGAACUGUCCUCUCAAAAUGAACAGUAUGUGGAUGAGGAGGUUGGGCACCGGUCCUGUCUGGCUUUAAUCCCUUGGUCUGGACCCUUGUGUGUUCCUAUCUUUCCUGUCUUCUCCAAGGCCAAACCAGUCUACUACCUAACUCGUGCUGGGAGAAUGCUGGUAACAGAGCUUGCAGUGUUAAACACACAGACUUCCAAAUUGGUUAUUGAGGAGCCUACCAUUCACCUCACUGAAGCUGGGAGGCUAGUGCUUGACGAACUGUCAGCACCUUCAGAUAGCCAUUCACAGCCAAAUAGGGAAGACUCUGGUUUUCCCUAUGAGAAGUUGCAGCUGGUUGGGAACUGGGGUUCGUUUCAUUUCCAUUACUGGAAUAUCCAUUAUGGACGAGUGCAGCAAAAUGAAGAGGACAUGCAUCACCUGUGCAUUGUGAGGGGAGUAGAGAAGCAGCUGUGGUGGAGCAGAGUCAUCCAGGAAAAAAUCCUGGACCCAUGGGGUCUCGUCCAGGUGGUCCUCACCAACAAGAAGCUGACUGGUAUUAAGUUCCUUGGUAGAAGGAUCCAUGGACUCAUGUCCUGCCUUGUCAAGAGGAGGUCUGAGUUCACCUAUUAUGAGGAUGCCCAGCAGGUGGAUAUCUCCACCACAGUGGAGGGGUACCAGGAGAGGGGGGAUGAGAUGAUGGCAUAUCAGUUUUCCACCUCUGACAUCAUCACCACCCCUCAUGAGCCGUCCUCUGGCUCCUCUCACCAGUUCCCCCAGAAUUCUCCGCCUCCCCCUUUCCUUCCGAUUCCCCUCCCAGAGUUUGAGGAGGAGUUUGUGGAGGAGCAAAAUAAUGCUGCAGAUGUGCCCCAGUUGCGGCGUUACUUUGAAAACCAAGGGACAACCAACUUCUCUCUGAGGCUGGCCGGUAUCAGACGUGCUAUGGAGGCUCUGACAUCCUCAGACAGUACCUCCCUCAAUUACCUCACCCACGCUGGGAGGAUGGUGUUGAGUGGACUAUCCGAGCUCAACCAGCAGGAUGUGAGGCAGUUUCAGCAGGCCUACGACCUACUGGUGAACUUCAUUAAUGAGCCAGCAAACAGGGAGCGACUAGAGCAGGAGAUGGCUCUCAAGCCUGGUAGCUUCCUUUAUCUGCUCCUGCAAGUCAUAAUGAGGAUUGACCCUCCUGGAGGAGCCUGGACAGAGGCUGCUGAGAACUUCUACCUCCUCGU
Messenger RNA from Coregonus clupeaformis (lake whitefish), 1593 nucleotides. RefSeq lists its product as uncharacterized. The record is from RefSeq and is a predicted model, not a curated record. The transcript is spliced from 18 exons. The annotation marks the transcript as partial. Gene Ontology annotation, biological process: mitochondrial fusion. Lineage: Eukaryota; Metazoa; Chordata; Actinopteri; Salmoniformes; Salmonidae.